Molecule: messenger RNA, 1183 nt
Organism: Papilio machaon (common yellow swallowtail)
Lineage: Eukaryota; Metazoa; Arthropoda; Insecta; Lepidoptera; Papilionidae
Exons: 6
Coding region: 20-1183 (387 amino acids)
Biological process (GO): mitotic sister chromatid separation; meiotic chromosome condensation
Cellular component (GO): condensin complex; nucleus
Molecular function (GO): chromatin binding
Source: RefSeq, a predicted model, not a curated record
CCCAUGAAAACAAAAAUAAAUGGCCACCGUUCUUGUUACGUUCUUCCUAAUCAUAAGAUUUUAUGUUUGUAAAAUGGACGCCGAUAGUUUGGAAACACUUAGGGAAGGAAACUCGCAUCAGCGGGUAAAACGGUGGAGUAUGAACUCUCAAAGAUUGGAAGAAAUCGUGGCGGAGUUGAUGAAACCUAUUAGUGAUGUUCGACGAAGUUUCGAUACAGACCUUUGUGCGCUUUUAGAAGAGUACCUAACAGAGGCGGGUCUUCGUGCGCUAGAGGCGAGCGAAGGUGACAGUUCCGGUGAAGAAAUUGAUGUGGUUCCCAACUUUGCGGAGUUGGCCUUAGUUCUGCAGCACUCUGCAAGUGUAUAUGGACGGAAAGUGGACUACCUUUACCAACAUGUUCUACGAGUUAGUGACUCCUUACAUAAUAGUGUUGGGGAAUCAGCCAGCUCUGGUGAGGAACAACCACAAACACCAAAUACAAAUCGUCGCAAGCGGAAAGCAUCAACAAACAAUGACUUUACAACCAUAGAGCUGGAGGAAUGUCCCGGCUGCAAGCGAGAGCUGGAUGUUUCCCGGCCUCCGCCGACAUUACCUCGGCUGUACCUGCAGCUGGAGCCCCGCGCUCCCACUGCAUAUGACGCACAACUCAUGGAUUACGAUGGGGAACCUAUUGGCAUGCUUGCUGAUCUACAUGUCACUUGGAGAUUACAGAAUGGUUUCCUCGUAGAUGAUCUAGCAGAACCGCCCAUAGACAAUGAAUCUAUAGGUGCUACACAACGGCCAUUAUCUCUGACAGAACUACAGACAGAGUUCGACAAUGGUGCUCCACCAGAUUCACCCCCACGUUGUUCAACACCCUUGCCCAUCACCAACGGAGAUAUUAAGAAUGAGCAUGAUGAGGAACCAAGACCUAUGGAAAUGUUGGACCUGUCACCGAUAUUGGAUGAACCAGCAAAGAAAAAACUAAAGAGGAAAAGGACUAUGUCACUUGAUGAUGUAGUCAGCAUUUCUGUCACAUUGGUUAUUAGUGAUGAACAAAAACGCAGAAAUCGUGAAGAGCAUGAGUUCAGUUUACCGGACAAGUGGAUAACAAGAGUUAUUGAUAAACGGAAAAAACGAGCUCUUAUCGUCCGUAAAGAAUUAUUAGCACAUGAACCUAGACCGCCUAAUUUAGGUAUGUAA